Dendrobium catenatum is the source of this 1857-nucleotide messenger RNA. Its product is annotated as probable N-succinyldiaminopimelate aminotransferase DapC. Gene Ontology annotation, biological process: biosynthetic process. Gene Ontology annotation, molecular function: pyridoxal phosphate binding; L-kynurenine:2-oxoglutarate transaminase activity. Gene Ontology annotation, cellular component: cytoplasm. The record is from RefSeq and is a predicted model, not a curated record. The transcript has 2 exons. NCBI's taxonomy places the organism in Eukaryota, Viridiplantae, Streptophyta, Magnoliopsida, Asparagales, Orchidaceae. The coding region runs from base 170 to 1576 and encodes 468 amino acids.
CUCCAAUUGCACUGAGCUCCACAUCGAAAGGACGCUAUGGGUUCACCGAUGAAUCUCCCAUACAAUCCGGCCAAGUUCGGCCUCCUUUUCCCCGAACCCACCGACGUCCAUUUGCAGGAAUCAGUACCCAGGGCGAGCAUUUCUUCAUAACCAGUGGCCAAGGAAAUCCAUGAGACUUUCUCCAUAUUCACCAAAUCCCUCAACCCACCAUGAGAUGUUUUUGAGUUCUUUCUCCACCUUCUCCCCCUCACUCCGCUCGCCGGUUGCAGUCUUCAAGUGCAUUCGAUCCUCUUUUAAAACUACUUCAUCGUUUUCUUCAGCUAGGGCUUGCGCUGCAAUGGCGUCGCUUUCGACUGUUUCUACUGACAAGGAAGCGGAUCAAGAGCUAAAGUAUAAGGAGCAAGCUGUUUCUCCGCAGCCGCAGGUUGCAAAGCGCCUGGAGAAAUUCAAGACAACUAUCUUCACUCAGAUGAGCAAUCUUGCCAUCAAGCACGGAGCAAUAAACCUUGGCCAGGGAUUCCCAAACUUUGAUGGUCCAGACUUUGUCAAAGAUGCAGCAAUCCAAGCCAUUAUAGCAGGAAAUAAUCAAUAUGCAAGGGGUUAUGGAGUCCCUGUUCUCAAUGCUGCCAUUGCUGAAAGGUUCAAGAAGGACAGUGGCAUUGAAGUUGAUCCAGAAAAAGAAGUGACCAUCACAUCUGGCUGCACAGAAGCCAUUGCCGCCACGAUCCUCGGCUUGAUCAAUCCCGGUGAUGAAGUUAUUCUAUUCGCUCCAUUCUAUGAUUCCUAUGAAGCAACUCUCUCAAUGGCUGGUGCAAAAAUCAAAUCUAUCACACUUUGCCCACCUGAUUUUGCUGUCCCUCUCGACGUGCUCAACUCAGCAGUAACUAAAGAAACUCGUGCAAUACUCAUAAAUACACCCCACAAUCCAACUGGAAAGAUGCUCACAAAGAAUGAGCUUGAAUUCAUCGCAAACCUUUGCAUCGAAAAUGAUGUGUUGGUCUUCACCGACGAGGUUUAUGAUAAGUUGGCAUUUGCGGCGGAGCACAUCUCCAUCGCUUCAAUUCCCGGCAUGCGUGAGAGGACUGUGACCAUGAACUCCUUAGGAAAAACAUUCUCCUUGACAGGAUGGAAGAUAGGCUGGGCAAUAGCUCCAAGUCACUUGACAUGGGGUCUAAGACAGGCUCAUGCAUUCUUGACCUUCGCUACUUCAACUCCAAUGCAAUGGGCGGCAUCGGUAGCACUUCGAGCACCCGAAUCGUAUUACGACGAGCUUAGAAGAGAUUACAAUGCGAAGAAGGCGAUUCUCGUGGAUGGGCUUAAGGAAGUAGGAUUUAUUGUUUACCCAUCAAGUGGGACUUAUUUUGUGGUGGUGGAUCAUACUCCUUUUGGAUUUCCAGAUGAUAUUUCUUUCUGUGAGCAUUUGAUUAAGGAGGUAGGUGUUGUUGCCAUCCCAACUAGUGUGUUCUAUCUCAACCCAGAGGAAGGGAAGAAUCUAGUGAGAUUCACCUUUUGUAAGGAUGAAGGUACCUUAAAGGCCGCUGUAGAGAGGAUGAAGGAAAAGCUGAAGAGAAAAUAAAUCAUGGAGCUUGAUGACAUCCAUUGCUCUGCUACAGAUUAAUCUCAGCAGGUAGCUUAAAUUUGGGUUUUAAGAGGGAAGAAAUCAAGGGGUACUUUGUUAAUCGGUAUGGCGAAUUUUAAUUUAUUAAUAUUCUGCUCUUUAAAUGUUUUUUAAUCUAUUGAUAAGAGGUUGUUGAAACAAUUGCAGAGCUUGGUAAUGUCUUUUGAAUCUAAUAGCUUCAUUUGAGCAUAUUUCAAUGCCAACAAAGCUAUUUUAUAGAGGAGAGAUUUUCAUCAUCA